CUGUCAAAUAGACAUAAUAAAUGGGCAAAUCUCCACAGCGACGAACAAAACAUAAAUCGUUUCGAGUUAUUUGCGGAUUUGCUUGAUUUGAUUCCUCAUUAUGUGUCGGGCAUGUCCAAUGUUUAUGUUCUAUGGCUAUGUGAUCGAUGAAGUUUGAAUUCGUUCGAAUAAGUAAAAUUUUACUUCCGAGGAGAGAUGGCAUUUAUUGGCAACAACUUCGAAAUAUGUACCUUCUGCUCCGAUGUGUGCAUUGGAACAUCCCGUCAUGUGCUGGUUCCCACUCACCAGCACGAGCAGAAGCUCAAAACUAUUCUGCCGAAGUUGGACAGUUUUAAUUCUCAGCUGGGCAGUUAUCCCACGUGCGACAUGUGCCGCCGAAUGCUCGAAACCGUUCACAACAUUCCCGAGAGCUGUUUCCAAAAUAUGCCCAAUGUGGAGGUGGCUGACAGUAAGGUAGAGCCAGAUUUGAUACUUGAUAAUCUCGAGCAGUCGAGCACAAUUGCGCUAGGAUCAGAAAUGCAAAUCAAAGGAGAAAACGGAGAGAUAUUCUUCAUCAGCGAACUAAUGGAAGAAGAAAGUAACACAUUACUUGUUCCUGCUACUAAAAAAACUAGACGGAGAAAAAGUGUUUCGGACACCCAACGGAAGAAAAUUGGCUCCCAUACAAUCCGGCACAGGUGUCCCUUUUGUCAGAAAGGCUUCGCGGACAAAAGUUUAUUGGUUCCCCACAUUCGGCGACACACCGGGGAGAAACCGUAUAAAUGUGACUACUGUGGAAAGGGAUUUUGCGAAAGUUCCAAACUUAAAUUACACAUUCGCACUCAUACAGGUGAACGUCCCUAUCCCUGUCCGCAUUGCCCAAAGGCGUUUAGGCAAUCUGGCACGCUGAGAACACACAUCCGGGUACAUACCAAAGAGACGCCAUACGUUUGCGAAUACUGUGAUCGAGCAUUUACACAGUCCUACAACCUUACCAUUCACCUUCGCAACCAACACAACAAAAUCACAAUAUACCGGGGUCGUGAGGUGGGCCGUUUGCCCGUCUACAACUGUGUAGUAUGUAACAAAAACUACCGAUCACUUAAAUGUUUCAAACUACACGAGAAACUGCACAGCACGGGAAAAUUGUUUGACUGCACGAAAUGUGGCAAAAAAUAUACAUUUGUGCACAAGUGCAGAGUGAGGGACACUAAUGAUGAGACAGAAAAAAUGUAUCCCUGCCGCAUCUGUGGACAGGAAUUUAAACACCUACAGAGUGUGGUGUACCAUAUGAGCAGUAAGCACAACCAGCUUAGUGAUGAUAUUGACGUUCCGGGCCAGGAACCACAGGUGACCGUGAAAGAAGAGAUAACCGGAUGUUGAAAGGUCACUUUCAUUUUUGAUAUUUUUUUUGUGACACUAUACAAGAUUAAUUUAUGAAUUCAAAUGAAUAGUGAAUAGUCGAAAUAAAGUACCAUAAGCUAU
This is a messenger RNA of Toxorhynchites rutilus septentrionalis, 1464 nucleotides long. Its product is annotated as zinc finger protein 239-like. NCBI's taxonomy places the organism in Eukaryota, Metazoa, Arthropoda, Insecta, Diptera, Culicidae. Bases 196 to 1362 code for a protein of 388 amino acids. Gene Ontology annotation, molecular function: DNA-binding transcription factor activity, RNA polymerase II-specific; RNA polymerase II cis-regulatory region sequence-specific DNA binding. The transcript has 4 exons. Gene Ontology annotation, cellular component: nucleus. The record is from RefSeq and is a predicted model, not a curated record. Gene Ontology annotation, biological process: regulation of transcription by RNA polymerase II.